Molecule: messenger RNA, 6132 nt
Organism: Oncorhynchus mykiss (rainbow trout)
Lineage: Eukaryota; Metazoa; Chordata; Actinopteri; Salmoniformes; Salmonidae
Product: ubiquitin carboxyl-terminal hydrolase 13
Biological process (GO): protein deubiquitination
Molecular function (GO): zinc ion binding; cysteine-type deubiquitinase activity; protein binding
Source: RefSeq, a predicted model, not a curated record
CAUUUUAAUUUGAACAGAGAAUGGUCCUCAGAAAACCAGUGAGGGGUGUAGCCAUUUGUAUGGGUGGUUUUAUCAAUCAAGUUUGUGGGACCCCUCGUUUGAGUCAAACCGUUCAGUGCGUGACUGCGCCUACGGUAAAUACAGCGUUAUAAUUCUUAAGCAACAGACAUACGCAAUUGGAAAGAGAUUAUUGAUUACAUGUUUAUAGAGGAUAGCUCUCGCACAAAAUAAAAAUGACUUCCCCCUCCGUUAUGUUUUCAGCGUCAUAUCCCUCGCCGCUGGAGGAAUGUCGAGACCGAAUGAUUUAAAAAUAGCAUCAUCUCUCCUCUGACAGCCUUCUCUAGUGACUCCCUUAGCAUUGUGGUGCGAGAAGCAGGAAUGCGAAGAUGGCUGCAGAUUUAGGAGAGCUGCUUGUCCCUUAUAUGCCCACCAUCAGAGUUCCCAGAGCAGGAGACAGGGUUUUCAAGAGCGAAUGUGCCUUUUCCUACGAUUCUCCCGAGUCUGAGGGAGGCUUGUAUGUGUGUAUGAACACAUUCCUGGGCUUUGGCAGAGAACAUGUGGAGAGACAUUACCGUAAAACCGGACAGAGUGUUUACAUGCUCCUCAAACGGCAUGUCAAAGAGAAAGCCACAGGUGCCGCAGGAGGCGCCAUCUCCAGAAGAAGAAAUGGCAGAGUGUUCCUAGAUUUAGAACUGAACCGUGAUUUUAACGGGGAUGAGUAUGAGUGUGAAGACGAGGCCAAGCUCGUCAUAUUCCCAGACCACUUCGAGAUCCCCUUACCAAAUAUUGAGGAGUUGCCUGCACUGGUGACAAUAGCCUGCGAUGCCGCGCUCAACGCAGCGUCAGCCUACAAAAAGCAGGAGUCUGACUCCUGGGACGAGGAGAUCCAGGUGUCCAAACACGCCAGGAGUCUCCGACAGCAGGACAACGGAGUGAGGAUCCCACCCAGUGGUUGGAAAUGUCAGAAGUGUGAGAUGAGAGAGAACCUGUGGCUGAACCUGACGGACGGAGCGGUGCUUUGUGGGAAGUGGUUCUUCGACGGUGCUGGAGGAAACGGCCACGCCCUGGACCACUACAAAGACACCAACUUCCCUCUGGCAGUCAAACUGGACAACAUCACCGCAGAUGGAGCAGAUAUAUAUUCAUUUGAUGAAGAAGAAGCAGUCCUGGACCCUCACAUAUCCGAACACUUGCAACACUUUGGAAUAGACAUGCUACAGAUGCAGCAGAAUGGAACAGAAAAUGGCCACCUCAACACAGAGAGCGUUCGGCCUCGGGUCAGCGAGUGGGAGGUGAUCCAGGAGUCGGGCAUGAAGCUGAAGGAGGUGUAUGGCUCAGGUUUCACGGGCAUCAAGAACUUGGGUAACAGCUGCUACCUGGGCACCACCAUGCAGGUCCUUUUCAGCAUCCCAGAGUUCCAGAGGGCGUAUGUUGGAAAUCUACAGAGGAUCUAUGACUACUCACCUCUUGACCCCACCACGGAUUUCAGCACACAAAUGGCGAAACUGGGCCACGGACUUCUCUCAGGCCUGUACUCCAAACCACCAAUGAAAUCCGAGCUCAUUGAACAGGUGAUGAGAGAAGAAUACAAGCACCAGUCGAAGGGCAUCUCUCCCAAGAUGUUCAAAGCCAUGGUCAGCAAGGGCCACCCCGAGUUCUCCUCCAACAGACAGCAAGACGCACACGAGUUCUUCCUGCACCUCAUCAACCUGGUCGAGAGAAACAGUGCUGGCUCAGAGAACCCCAGUGAUGUCUUCCGCUACUUGGUGGAGGAGCGUGUGCAGUGCUGCCAGACGCAGAAGGUGUGCUACAACCAGAAGGUGGACUACCUGAUGCAGCUCCCGGCCCCCAUGGAGGCUGCCUCCAACAGAGAGGAGCUGAUAGCGUAUGAGGCCAAGCGAAGAGAGGCAGAGGAGAACAUGAGAGCCCCUCCAGAGCCUGUGAGGGCCCGGAUCCCCUUCACAGCGUGCCUGCAGGCCUUCACAGAGCCAGAGAACGUCCCCGACUUCUGGAGCUCAGCACUGCAGGCCAAGUCAGCUGGAGUCAAGACUUCCCGUUUCGCCUCCUUCCCAGAGUAUCUGGUAGUGCAGAUUAAGAAAUUCACAUUUGGGGUUGACUGGGUUCCAAAGAAAUUAGAUCUGUCCAUAGACGUACCAGACUUCCUGGACCUGUCUCGACUCCGGGGCACAGGGCUGCAGGCAGGAGAGGAAGAGCUCCCUGACCUCACCCCCCCAAUCGUCCUGCCUGAAGACACCAGAGAUGACUCAAUGAACUCCUCAGAUUCCCCAGAUAUAGACGAGUCGGCAGCGAUGCAGCUGGCGGAGAUGGGCUUCCCUCUGGAGGCCUGUCGGAAGGCCGUUUACUACACAGGGAACAUGGGCCCUGAAAUGGCCUUCAACUGGAUCAUAGCCCACAUGGAGGAGCCUGACUUUGCUGAGCCCCUGGCCCUUCCUUCCUUCAUGGAGCCAGGCCCCUCCAUGGCCAGCCUGGGCCUGGCAGCCACCCCCCUGGACAACCAGCCUCCGGAGGAGAGCAUCGCCAUCCUCACGUCCAUGGGCUUCCCCCGCCGCCACACAGUCCAGGCCCUCAAAGCCACGAACAACAACUUGGAGAGGGCUCUGGACUGGAUCUUCACCCACCCGGAGAGGGAGGAGGAGGCUAGUGACGACCUUUUGGACAUGUCUGACAUCAUGGAGCCCAACGACAACACCUUCUCCAACGCAAACACGAACAGCCACUCCACGCUGUCCCCAGACCAGGAUGCCUCGGGCCCCCGGAUCAAAGACGGACCCGGACGUUACGAGCUUUUUGCUUUCAUCAGCCACAUGGGAGCGUCCACUAUGUCUGGUCGUUAUGUAUGUCAUAUCAAGAAGGAAGGAAGAUGGGUGAUCUUCAAUGACCAUAAAGUGUGUUUGUCAGAAAGGCCUCCAAAAGACUUGGGCUACAUCUACUUUUACCGUCGGCUGUCUAGCUGCUAGACCUAUCCCCCCCCCCCCCCCCCCCCCCUUUACCAUCAGCUGUCUAGCUGCUAGAACCCCCUCCACUCACCCCUCCAACCUUAGAGAACCACAGCCUGGAAAACAGAGGACAACCAUGACAUCAGUGGAAACCAUGGAAACACCUCAGACCAGCCAUGAAACAAAGGAACCCACUCAACUCAUCCAAGUCACUCAAGAGCAACAGGAAAAUGCUUCCAUACUUCAAGUGCAGUCAAAAAAAAAGGGAAAGCAAUGUGGGUAUUUUUUGUAUGUCACUGUGAAAAUCGUGUGCUUUUGUGUGUUGAAACAUGUUAUUUUGUCUACGGUGUUGGUACAGAGGGAUGUGUGCAAUUCUUGUUAUUGGAGUGCUCUACACCUAUAGUAUUAGCCUAUCAGAUCGUGCUAUUCAUUUUCUAUGCCUUCAGCUACUGUGCCAGUAUUUUUAUUAAUGAUGUGCUACGUUUUAUAAACGUGGAGCAUGGUCCUGAAGUGGUCACACAUCACUGCCAGGAACUAAAACUCUCUGAAGCGAAACUCGACAAAAAAAUCACAAUGCUGCUCAAUGCUGCUGGGAGCUUUGCAUGUACAGAUGUAGGAUCUUAAUUUGACCACUGCAGGAAAAUAAUCCUGUAGCAACAGGAAAUGUGAAUUGUGUGGAUUAUAAUUAAUGGAAAUUUUUGUAGGGGUUGAUACAUUUUUAUUUAGGACAAAUCAUGAUGAAAAAACGCAUCAUACUGUGUUUUGACAGUUCUAGAUCUUGAAAGCUUGAUCGCGGAAAUACAAAACAUUUUGGGAAUGUAUCAAAUGUGGCGUAAUGCAACGAAUACUAAAACAGUUUUCUUAGUGAUAUUUUCCUUUAACGUGUGACGCAGGAUAGAAACAUAAUGGCAUUGAAUGCAGAGAAAUUGGCAGCAUAAGCAAGUUUCAGAAUAAGGAAACACAUUUGAAAAAAACGCUCUCGUCUAUGAUGAACACUUACACAUGGGAACCCAUGAAUAUGUAAUAUCCUUAUUGGAGAGUCCGAUGUACGUACUGAUGGUGUCAUAAUAGUCACAUAUCUGUCUGGUUUUGACUUGCAAAUGACAUCCUGGUUUCUCUGGGAUUCAGAGGAGAAACGGUAGCAAUUGGACGAAUCAAGUUGAGUCAAGUUCAUUUAAUUUCCCACGAGAACAGAAUGUUGUUUUUAUUGAAAUCUGAAAGCACUUUUCGAACAGAUUAUUUUAUAUCCUUGCUUUUAAUUAACAGAGAAACAGAGCACUAGCAUAGCAGCUACCUUGGCUCAAAUACCACAAACUGAUAUAUUCGCUUCUCUUGAAUGUGGUAAAAGCCGUGGGCUGAAUGUGUUUUAUUUUCAGACCAUGUUGCGAUUUACUCGUACCGUAUUCAUACCGUUGUUGCUUCACAUAUAAUUCUACACAUAAGUGAAACAUGCCUUGGAUUGCCGUUUUCCUCAGAUCAGAUUGGCCAUGGUGACUAGCAAGGCAGAAUUUUUAUUUUAUUUGAAUCCUUUAGAUAAAAGGCCCACCCCAGUUUUGCAUAAUAUCUAGAAAUAUUUUGUAUACAGUAUUCUAAGGAGAUCCACUUUUGUUGCUCGCCUAAUUUGAUAAAAAAAAAUUGUGGAAGGACAGACAACACACUAACUCAUGAGGUAAACUUUUGCUCUUUAUGGUAGUCCUUAAAUGUUACCUAGUUUUGUAUUCAUAUUCGAUACGCCACCAUCUUUUUAAAUGCAGAAUGGUAUGCAUCUGAACACACCCAACUUGUGUUACGUUAUUAUUAUAGCAAUAUGCACUGGGAUGGAAUCUCAUGUCUUGAGAAUACACCAUGUACUGUAGGUUGUGAUCUACCGCUUGUUUCAGAAUGCGUUCUCGUGCUUUUAUGACGUGGUGCAGUCCUGAAUGUAUUCCUUAUGGUGCUCACUGCAACCAAAACCUAUCUUCAGCUUUAAUGCUCAAAUCUAUCACAUAUCAAAGACCUCACUGACGCAUAGUCACCAACCCUUGUGUAUCUAUUGAUACUGUAUUCACCAUUUGCUCAAAGACUCUCUGCUCAUGCAUCGAGUCACUAGGAUGUCUUCUUCUCCUGAGCCUAUACAGCCACUCUAUCAAAGACAGUUUGUCGGCAGGCGUAGUUGUACAAACAAAGUGUUGCCUACAGUUCAUUACAUAUCGACAAGGUAGUGGAGUGCAAUGUUACAUAUCAAAAAUCCUCUCAUAUUUUUUUUUUCUUUCUAAGAAUAAUUACCUGGGACACUAGCCAAUCAAAGAAUACUUACCUGCGGCACUAUCCAAGCAAAUAAUUGUUACCUGGGGUACUAUUCAAUCAAAUAAUACUUACCUGGGGUACUAUUCAAUCAAAUAAUACUUACCUGGGGUACUAUUCAAUCAAAUAAUACUUACCUGGGGUACUAUUCAAUCAAAUAAUACUUACCUGGGGUACUAUUCAAUCAAAUAAUACUUACCUGGGGUACUAUUCAAUCAAAUAAUACUUACCUGGGGUACUAUUCAAUCAAAGAAUACUUACCUGGGGUACUAUUCAAUCAAAUAAUACUUACCUGGGGUACUAUUCAAUCAAAUAAUACUUACCUGGGGUACUAUUCAAUCAAAUAAUACUUACCUGGGGUACUAUUCAAUCAAAAUACUUACCUGGGGAACUAGCCAAUCAAAAUACUUACCUGGGGAACUAGCCAAUCAAAGAAUACUUACCUGGGGCACUAUUCAAUCAAAUAAUACUUACCUGGGGAACUAGCCAAUCAAAGAAUACUUACCUGGGGAACUAGCCAAUCAAAGAAUACUUACCUGGGGAACUAGCCAAUCAAAAUACUUACCUGGGGAACUAGCCAAUCAAAGAAUACUUACCUGGGGAACUAGCCAAUCAAAGAAUACUUACCUGGGGAACUAGCCAAUCAAAGAAUACUUACCUGGGGAACUAGCCAAUCAAAGAAUACUUACCUGGGGAACUAGCCAAUCAAAGAAUACUUACCUGGGGAACUAGCCAAUCAAAGAAUACUUACCUGGGGCACUAUUCAAUCAAAGAAUACUUACCUGGGGCACUAUUCAAUCAAAGAAUACUUACCUGGGGAACUAGCCAAUCAAAUAAUACUUACCUGGGGAACUAGCCAAUCAAAGAAUACUUACCUGGGGAACUAGCCAAU